AAAUCCCACAUAGCCAUGGCCAAAAACCUCGACUUCAUCGGAAACUUACCCGAUUCUCUUCUCCUCGAGAUCAUCUCUCUCCUUCCUUUCAAAGAAGCCACAAGAACUUCCAUCCUCUCCAAGCGUUGGCGCCACAUUUUGCCCACGACGGCCACAAUCGACCUAAACGAGAGAAAAGGAACGAUCCCAAAACAUUUUUUCGCCGAAUUCGCUCAAACCCAAGUGAUCAAAAAUCGUCAAGAAUCACCUCAAGUAGAUAAGCUUUCAUUAACACUCUCCAAGCCUGAAGAUUUUGUUAAUGACAUCACUCGUUGCAUUGCUUCAGCCGUUCGAAGAAAGGCCAAAGUGAUUCUUCUUGAUUUCUCUGGUCCAAUGUGGGACGAAAAUAGUGAUAAUGAUGAAGGCUUUUUUGUCAGUGAUGAAUAUUUCACGAAGUUUGAUUUGCCCUUGAGUGUUUAUGGCCUCAAAACUCUUGAAGCUCUGAAGUUGUUCUCUUGCAAUUUUGACGCCUCUAUGUUCAAGAGUUUUGGUUCUCUAAGGCAUCUUUCUUUGGGGCGGAUCGAGUUGUCGUCAUCUUCGCUUAAGGCUUUAGUCGAAAACUGCGCGGUUUUGGAGAGUUUGAGCCUCAAGAGGUGUUGGAACACAGGGGUUAUUGAGAUCAAAGGGGCGAGUUUGAGGCUUGAGAGUUUGAGCAUAGAUAAGUGCCAUGUCAUUCACAGUUGGAUAACGAUUGAGGCGCCUAAUUUAAGGUUUUUCAAGUAUUGUGGCGAAUUUUGCACUUUCGAACUUAAUUCGACCGGGCGGAUCGACGAGGUUGUUCUUGAUUUCGGGCUUCAGUCGGAAUUCGGAGAAGUUGGUCCUCUUCUUUCCGAGCUGUUUCGCGAUUUUUAUGCUGCCAAGGUUUUGACAGUUUGUAGUUUUAUCCUUCAGCCGUUCGAAGAAAGGCCAAAGUGA
Molecule: messenger RNA, 954 nt
Organism: Morus notabilis
Lineage: Eukaryota; Viridiplantae; Streptophyta; Magnoliopsida; Rosales; Moraceae
Product: putative F-box/LRR-repeat protein At5g54820
Exons: 2
Molecular function (GO): protein binding
Source: RefSeq, a predicted model, not a curated record